UAUUAUUAUUAUUAUUUUCAGUGCGUAACAAUGUGAUUUUUAGGUAAGUAAUGGGUAGGUAUAGAAGUAUUUCUUAACAUGGUUCCGAACUGCUAUUUUUUCAAAUUUACGAUUUUAUAAUAACUCUCGUGCAACAGCGAUGAAUUCUUUUCCGCCCAGAACUGCUACACUUUUGUACGAACUGGACAAAAAGCUUAUGGUUCUUUUACGUGACGGCAGAACGCUUAUUGGUUACUUACGAAGCGUUGAUCAAUAUGCCAAUUUGUUGCUUCAGCAAACAGUUGAACGCAUACAUGUGGGUAAGAAAUUUGGUGAUAUACCCAGAGGUGUGUUUUUGGUGAGAGGAGAAAAUGUCGUUUUACUCGGAGAAAUAGACGCCCUUAAGGAGGCCGAUCAGAUGUUUGAAAGAGUGUCAAUAGGAGACAUUUUAGCAUUACAAAAACAAGAGCAAGAUGCCAAGAUUGAAAAAGCUAAAUCUAUUGAACGUUCUUUGAAAAGAAGAGGUAUGCGAUUUCCUCCUGACCUAGUUCAAGAUGACUUUCUUUGAUUAACAUGAUAAAUUUGCAAAAGUAAACAAUCAACAAAUAGUGAUACUUUAAUGUUUUCCAAUUUUGUAGAUUUGUUAAUUAUUUUAACUUUGAAUUCUAACAAAUUAGUAACUAAAGGCUGUCAAAAUAUUUACAAUUAUAUUUUUUAUUUAAAUAGUAAGAGUAAAAAUUUGUUAGUGUCUUUUAUUAAUUUACCUAAUAAUAAAAUAUGGAAAUUUUUAUAUUCUAUGCAACAACAAAGAAACCAACUUUUUUCUUUUAUGUGUUUCAUUUUUUCCAAAUUCAUUUUUGGUACAAUAAAAGAUCUUGAAAAAAUGUAUGUUACCAUUAUGUUAUUUGAAAAAUUGAUGCCAAUGGUAUAUUGUUUAAAGUAUAGACUAUAUUGUUGACUUAUUCCAUAAAGAUUUGAGCCAAAUGUGUAAUGUAAAAAAAUAAUUAGAUGUUUAGUUAAUUUGUCAUUUAUUUUUUUAUUUAUUCAUUCAACCUUGUAUAAUUUACAUUAAACAUUUAAUUUGUCUUUUAACCAUUAAUCUUUUGUUGAUAAAUUUGCUAUUUUUUUUUUCUCUAUAAUUGUCAGUAUUUUA
This is a messenger RNA of Myzus persicae (green peach aphid), 1132 nucleotides long. RefSeq names its product U6 snRNA-associated Sm-like protein LSm1 (gene LSm1). Bases 140 to 547 code for a protein of 135 amino acids. Gene Ontology annotation, molecular function: RNA cap binding. The record is from RefSeq and is a predicted model, not a curated record. NCBI's taxonomy places the organism in Eukaryota, Metazoa, Arthropoda, Insecta, Hemiptera, Aphididae. Gene Ontology annotation, biological process: deadenylation-dependent decapping of nuclear-transcribed mRNA. Gene Ontology annotation, cellular component: P-body; Lsm1-7-Pat1 complex. The transcript is spliced from 3 exons.